AGUCUUUCGACGUCCUGCGCGGGAGCGGAAAACGUGCAUCCGACAGAGGAGAGAAGAAACGUUGUGUUUUCCUGGUAAGGUAUUUUGCUGCUAGAAGACUUUACCAAAUUACAGCAGAUACUCGGCUUCCUUAUAGGCGUCUGCACAAACCAGAAGCCUACUAACACAUCCAGCAUGACACGAGAUUGGAAACCUGGUGAUCUGAUCUUUGCCAAGAUGAAGGGCUAUCCACACUGGCCUGCAAGGAUUGAUGAAGUCCCAGAUGGUGCUGUGAAGCCGUCUAAUAUCAAGUUCCCCAUCUUCUUCUUUGGCACCCAUGAAACAGCAUUUCUGGGCCCCAAAGAUAUCUUUCCAUAUCAGCCCAACAAAGACAAGUACGCCAAGCCCAACAAGAGGAAAGGCUUCAACGAAGGAUUGUGGGAGAUUGAGAACAACCCAAAGGUUGAGCUCACUGCACCAAAGCCGGUCCCCCCUGAAUCUUUCACUGAAAAGGAUUCGGACAGUGGCCCAGAAGGAGGGGAGGAAGCAGAUAACAAGGGGAUAAAACCCAAAGUUCCAGGAAGUGAGGCUGAGCAGGAGAAAGAGAAUGUGGAGUUGGAGGAGGAGGAGUUGGAGGAGGAGGAGGAGGAAGGGUCUCUGAUCUCUGAGCAGGGUCCUCAGAACCAGGAUGGUGCUGCACAGAAAGAAUCCACAGAUGCUCCUAAACCCAAGCGAGGAAGAAAGAAAAAGAGUGAUGUUGAGCAGGAGACUGAAAAACAGGAUGCACCUGCCAGUCCUGUUAGUCCCUCAGCUGCAGAGGCUCCUAAACGACGAGGCAGGAAGCCCAAAAGUGAAAAGUUACUUCUGCUCCAGCAGCAGCAGGAACAGCAAGGCUCAGGAAGUGAAAUGGAGACUGCUGAGUCGGAGAGAAAGAGAAAGAGGGCAGCAGAGGACAAGUCCAAGAGUGGAGAGGAGGAGAAGAGAAAGAAGGAGGACAGCAAAGGAAAGGAGGCAGAGGGGAAGGAGCCUGACGCCAAGAAGAAGAAGAAGGAAGAGGGCUCCUCAGGCUCUGAUGAUGAAGAGAAAAACAAAGGCAGAAAGAAACACCAAAACUCAGAAGUGGACAAAGAUGUGCGGCGGCGGAAAGCAGAUGAACUGAGAGAGACAAACAAAGAUGACGGGAAGAAAAAUGAAGAGAGGACAGGCGCCAAGAAAAAGGAAAUAUCAACUGACCUGAAGCUCCAGCGACUGCACAGUGAGAUCAAGAUUUCACUGAAAAUUGACAACCCUGAUGUGAAGAAGUGCUUGGAUGCUUUAGAUGAGAUCGGUGCCCUUCAAGUGACGACCCAGCACCUGCAGAAACACAGCGAACUUAUUGCCACACUGAAAAAGAUUCGCAGAUUCAAGGCCAGCCAGGACAUCAUGGACAAGGCCACCAUGUUGUACAACAAGUUUAAGAGCAUGUUCCUGGUUGGAGAAGGAGACUGUGUGCUCAGCCAGGUGCUUAACAAGUCUUUAGCUGAACAACGGCAGCACGAGGAGGCCAAGAAAGGAGCGCUGAAGAGAGUGGAACAAGCCAAGGAGAACACCACAGACAAGAUGACAAAUGGUGAUAUCAGCCCCGAGGAGAAGAGGCAGGAGACGGACAAAGAGAAGAUUCCUGAAGACACAUCGGUGGGAGAAAAUCACAGUGCUCCAAAAGCUCAGGAAGAGUCCACUUGAGUGACCUACAUGCCUGAAGGAAGGAGAAGACAUUUGCUGCUGUACUCGUGUCCAAACUGGGCUGAACAACUGGGAUUUCCUGUCCAGUUCCUUUUGAUGACUGAUCAUGAUCACUGGUUUCCAGUUUACCAACUGUCUCUGUCAGUGAUGCUGCUUAAAGGUUCCAGGACAUCAAACCCAUCCACUCCCAACAUGAAGACUGACUGCAUAUUUUAUUUUUUUACUUUGUGUCACACCUGUUGAAUUUGAGUUACGUCUGUGUCAAGACUAAGAGCUUGUAGCAGCACCUUGAACGUAGAUCUUAGUGAGCAUGCUCACAGGGAUGAGGUUAGCACCUUUUUAGUACCAUUUUUCAACUGGAGUAGAUGGUUUUGAUUAAACACAAUCAUUUCAUAUACAUUUAAAUAGUUUUUUUGACAUUUACAAGUUGAUCUUAACUUCACUUACAGAUUAUUUGAAGGUCAAAGAUUUAGUUAAACUUAGAAGCAACAUUACUGUGUCUAAUAUCGGUUUCAUUAACAUUUUAAAGAUUCACAAACAGAAAAUUUGCCAAAGUUUAUUUUGCCAAGUUUUCUCACAUUCAGCUGUCUGUUUUUAAAAGUUCUGUUUUUAACGUAGAUGUAAAUAAGAGUAUUUUUGUGCCUGUCUGAUGACCUGUUUAAGCAUCCAAUAAUA
Molecule: messenger RNA, 2376 nt
Organism: Epinephelus fuscoguttatus (brown-marbled grouper)
Lineage: Eukaryota; Metazoa; Chordata; Actinopteri; Perciformes; Serranidae
Gene: psip1a
Product: PC4 and SFRS1 interacting protein 1a
Exons: 17
Coding region: 175-1701 (508 amino acids)
Biological process (GO): regulation of transcription by RNA polymerase II
Cellular component (GO): nucleus
Molecular function (GO): transcription coregulator activity; double-stranded DNA binding
Source: RefSeq, a predicted model, not a curated record